This is a messenger RNA of Jatropha curcas, 1293 nucleotides long. RefSeq names its product CLP protease proteolytic subunit 3 (gene CLPP3). Gene Ontology annotation, biological process: protein quality control for misfolded or incompletely synthesized proteins. Gene Ontology annotation, cellular component: endopeptidase Clp complex. Gene Ontology annotation, molecular function: serine-type endopeptidase activity; ATPase binding; ATP-dependent peptidase activity. NCBI's taxonomy places the organism in Eukaryota, Viridiplantae, Streptophyta, Magnoliopsida, Malpighiales, Euphorbiaceae. The record is from RefSeq and is a predicted model, not a curated record.
CUACCUGUAACCGGGACAUGUGUAAGAGCCAAUUCGGUCAGUCGCCAAAUUCUCAGAAAAGAAAAGAGAUAACAAGGAAACCAUUUUUAAGGAUACUCUAAUUUCGAAUCAAACCAAAUCAAUUACAGAGAUUGUAAAUGGAGAGAGGUUUGGCAUUUGUAGCAGCAGGAAAAUCAACAAGCCCUCUAUGCUUCUCCAAUCACAGUUUUAUCCACAAGCAGUUUCUGUUACCUAGCAGCACUACCACAGAUGGUAAAGCUGCCAUUAUCAGUAAAAGAAGGGAAUCCAUAUCUGUUAAAGCCUUGAAUACAUCUAUAAGACGAGCGACCUUAUCGAGUAACUGGGACGUUACAAAUUUAUCUUCUUUUGCUUCCUCAGCUCCAACGCUGCCAAGAUUUGAGGAGCUGGAUACCACCAAUAUGCUCCUUCGUCAACGAAUUAUCUUCUUGGGUUCUCAGGUUGAUGAUAUGACAGCCGAUUUUAUCAUAAGCCAGCUCUUAUUUCUGGAUGCUGAAGACCCAACAAAAGACAUCAAAUUGUUUAUUAAUUCACCUGGUGGUUCUGUCACUGCUGGAUUGGGAAUAUAUGAUGCAAUGAAGUUGUGCAAGGCUGAUGUUUCAACUAUUUGCCUGGGUCUUGCCGCAUCUAUGGGAGCGUUUCUUCUUGCUGCUGGUACCAAAGGCAAGAGGUUCUGCAUGCCAAAUGGGAGAGUGAUGAUACAUCAGCCACUUGGAACUGCUGGAGGUAAAGCAACAGAAAUGAGUAUACGAAUAAGGGAAAUGAAUUACCACAAGAUUAAGCUUAACAAGAUAAUGUCAAGAGCUACUGGGAAGCCAGUGGAGCAGAUUGAGGUUGACACUGAUCGUGAUAAUUUCAUGGACGCUUGGCAAGCUAAAGAAUAUGGGUUAGUAGAUGCAGUUAUCGAUGAUGGAAAACCAGGACUGGUUGCACCUCUUGCAGAUGCUUCACCUCCACCAAAGACCCGGGUGUGGGAGUUUUGGAAAGUUGAAGGGAGCAAGAAAGCUAGGAAGAAUUUGCCAUCGGAGCAUAAAAUUUUGGAGAAUGGAUAUUUAAGGGUUCAAGGAGAUGAUGAGGAUAGAGGAACAAAUCCAGAAAAAGAAGAACCUGCUUCUGGAUAAGUUUCAGCAGGUUUUCUGUAUUUUACCUCUCAAAGCAGUUACCUAAAAUCUUGAAUUAGUUUAAGUUACUGACUAUAAAUUUUGAGAAAUGGUAGGAACAUGAUUUUUAUAAAUUAAAUACGUUUAUAAGGAUGCUCAAAUUUCCGUCGGAGUA